Xenia sp. Carnegie-2017 is the source of this 1488-nucleotide messenger RNA. RefSeq names its product coiled-coil domain-containing protein 42 like-2-like. The record is from RefSeq and is a predicted model, not a curated record. NCBI's taxonomy places the organism in Eukaryota, Metazoa, Cnidaria, Anthozoa, Malacalcyonacea, Xeniidae.
CUGCUUUAGUAAUGGUUGUACUGGCCAUGAUUGACAUUUAAUCAGAAGUAUUUACAUAACCUUAAUCCAAGGUGACUUUAGUUACAAAGCUUUUCCGAUUCUUCAUCGCAAUAUCGCAAUGGACAGUUGAUCUUCUAGAAACUAACUCAAAACGAAUGGCUAAAAACGUUAAUUCGACACUGCAAAGGCAAAAUGUUUUUGUUACACAAUAUAGAGGUCCAGAAGAACAAAGCGAUUCCGUUUUUGUAAAUGAGCUCCUGUCGAGCGACAUAGAGACCGUUCGUUCGACUUUUGUGGUCAAAGAAGCAAGCGGGGCAUAUAAAGCUCGACAGGAGUUAUUAAUGAAACAAGACUAUGAAGCAAAGAUGUUGGCGUGUAAAACAAAAGAAAAAGAUUUAAGAAUACGGCAAAUGCAGAUAGAAGAAAAAGUAAAUAAGUUUGAUAAGUUUAUCAAAGAAACAGAAAUGAAGCGUCGACGUGCUUUAGAGAAACAUCAAGUUGAAAAACGACUCAAUGAAAUGAAAACGAGAGAAUUAAAAAUUCACAGCGAAGAAUUAGAAAAACUUCGACAAAAACUUCGACAAUUACAAAGAAAAGUUGAGAAGCUAUCCGUUUAUCAGAAAUAUUUGAUGAAGGUUGCACAGUUAUCUCCUGAAGAUUAUUUCGAUAGCACAAGUGAUUCAGUUUUGCUUGGAAUCAUGGCGCGGUAUAAUACUCUUUAUACCAUGCAAAAUUUUGUUUCUUUGGCGCAGAACGAAAAGAGCAAGGAGAUUGAAUCGUACCAACAUAUUAUUCAAAAUGCUAAACAGAAACACUAUCAAGAGAUAAUGGUGGACAACAACAAUAUAGCAAGACUUCAAAACCAGCUUGAAGAUCUUACACACAUCAACGCUCAUCUAGAACAUGUAUUACAAACAAACGAGAAUUUCUAUCGACAACAGCGAACUGUACUUGGCCAGGUGAAACUUGCUGUCCUUAAUCUCGCAGAGAAAUGCACGAAGAAGAACAAUGUAUCAUUGGUAGAUCUUGAUAUCUUUCAGAUGCUAACCAUAAUUGAAGAGUUUCUUCGUGAACAACAAGACAUUUUUACUAUGGCUCGUAACAUGCAAACAUCAGAAUUACUUGCUUCAAUGAAGCAGUCGGAGAAUAGUGAUGGUGAGAUAAGGUUGACAAAUCGAUGUAUGAUCAGAGCCUCUAUCAGCAGCGCAAUGAGUCCACCAUUUUAGUCCUGCUAAGUAUAAAUAUCGGAACUGAAAAUUAUUUAUUUAGAAAUGUGUUGUUUUUGAAGCAAUUUGAUCACAAGAAUAUUUUCACAUCAGGAAUAAAUUAAACAGGCUCGCUAUACGCUACUAAAUUAUAUAGCGUUUUAUAUUCGCGAUUCAACUUUAUGUGAAGGAGUAAAGGAAACAUGAAGUAUGUCGACUUUUUAAUAUGAAGCCUAAAAAAAGUUUUUUUUUAUUUCACCUAUAAAAAAAUUUAAACGUUUAA